Molecule: messenger RNA, 1524 nt
Organism: Aspergillus wentii DTO 134E9
Lineage: Eukaryota; Fungi; Ascomycota; Eurotiomycetes; Eurotiales; Aspergillaceae
Product: T6SS phospholipase effector Tle1-like catalytic domain-containing protein
Exons: 3
Coding region: 1-1524 (507 amino acids)
Source: RefSeq, a predicted model, not a curated record
AUGACUCAACGACAUCACCGACAGAUUGUUCUCUGUUUCGAUGGCACGGGCAAGACUUUCCGCGCUGAUGGCAGCGAAAGCAAUAUCCUCAAAAUUUUCGGGAUGCUGAACCGGACAGACGAUGAGCAUUACUGCUACUAUCAACCCGGAAUCGGAACCGACAUCACCCCAACCUCCCUCGCCAGCACUGCGAUUCGCAAGAAGAAGCCAUGGAAUAACAAAGCGCUCGAGCUGGCGUUAGGCCAGUCCUUUGACGGACACUUACUCGGCGGAUAUCGAUUCCUGAUGCGCCAUUAUCGCUCUGGCGCGAAGAUCUACAUUUUCGGGUUUUCUCGCGGUGCAUACACGGCGCGAUUCCUGAACGAAAUGCUAGACUGGGUGGGCUUGCUGAGCGCGGAUAAUGAGGAGAUGAUCCCGUUCAUCUGGGAGGCGUUUGUGGCGUGGAAAUCGAGCGAGGAGAAACAGCGUCAGAAUGCGGAUUAUUUCCUCAAAGCGUGUGCGGAGAAUAUCUGUCGGCGGGUGGAGAGGGUGCAGUUUCUGGGUCUGUUUGAUACGGUGAAUAGCAUUGCGGAGUUCAAGCUCAACUCGGAGACGAUACCCUCGAGUAGGGUUAUUCGGCACGCUGUCAGCAUCGACGAGAGGAGGGUCAAGUUCCGACCGGUUUUAUUGAAUCAGACGCGGGUGGUGCCUCGACAUAGGAAGAAACAUCAUCACGAGAAGAACAUUCCCAUGAUUUUGCUUCAUCGGGAUGAAAAACACGAAGAGAAACCGGAAAAGCAUAUCAAAAACAAGAUCUAUGCGGAAGAUGUCGUCAGCCAGAACCCAUCCAGCAGUGACUCCAUCUCCUCGCCCGAUGCACCUCUUCCCCGGAUCGACGGCAAUGACCAAGAUAUCGAGGAGGUGUGGUUUCCUGGUGGACAUACUGAUAUCGGGGGUGGAUGGAAAUUAAGACCAGGCGAGGAAUGGCCGCUCAGCCAUACGCCUUUAGUCUGGAUGGUGCAGGAGGCACAGCGAGCAGGCCUUCACUUUGAUGAGGCGAAGCUCAAACGGUUCCGAUGCAUUGAAGACGGCACCACGUACCCCAAAGUCGUGGGAGACGAGGCAUUGGGGGAUAUCAAGUCAUGGUCGAGUCCGUUCCUGGACGCGCUGUAUGCAAGCACGAUUGGCUACCACCAUGAUCUCCUGCAGCGCGGUCAUGAAAUCUCUCUCUCAUCGGUCGUGGCUUGGAAGGCUAUGGAAUGCUUCCCAGUCAAGCGAAUGGAGCUGCAGUCUGAUGCAUCGUGGAAGCUGACCCGAUGGCCACCUUCUCUGGGAGGCAUGCGCGAUAUCCCACCCGACGCGCAGGUCCAUAUUACUGCGAUCCGACGAAUGAUGGAUUUCACCGACUAUAAACCAUGCAAUCUAUUCGCGGGAAGUGGUCGGCGAUAUGGAAAGGACAUAAUAUCGUCGGAUGAAAAAGGAGCGUGGCGGCUAUACAAGCAUCAAGGGGAUCCUGUACGGCAGACUUUUAUUCGAAACUGGUAG